Messenger RNA from Pezoporus flaviventris, 4326 nucleotides. RefSeq names its product RAB8B, member RAS oncogene family (gene RAB8B). NCBI's taxonomy places the organism in Eukaryota, Metazoa, Chordata, Aves, Psittaciformes, Psittacidae. The transcript has 9 exons. Gene Ontology annotation, cellular component: trans-Golgi network transport vesicle; synaptic vesicle; plasma membrane. Gene Ontology annotation, biological process: protein localization to plasma membrane; regulation of exocytosis; protein secretion. The record is from RefSeq and is a predicted model, not a curated record. Gene Ontology annotation, molecular function: GTP binding; GTPase activity. The coding region runs from base 43 to 666 and encodes 207 amino acids.
UCGCGCGGUGCCCCCUCCCGCUGCGGCGCGGGCCGAGGCAAGAUGGCGAAGACGUACGAUUAUCUGUUCAAGCUGCUGCUCAUCGGCGACUCGGGCGUGGGCAAGACCUGCCUGCUCUUCCGCUUCAGCGAGGACGCCUUCAACACCACCUUCAUCUCCACCAUCGGAAUCGACUUUAAGAUCAGAACUAUAGAAUUAGAUGGAAAGAAAAUCAAGCUACAGAUAUGGGAUACAGCAGGCCAGGAGAGGUUCCGCACAAUCACAACAGCUUACUACAGAGGAGCCAUGGGAAUUAUGCUGGUGUAUGACAUCACAAAUGAAAAGUCUUUUGACAACAUAAAAAACUGGAUAAGAAACAUAGAGGAGCAUGCCUCUUCAGAUGUAGAAAGAAUGAUCCUGGGUAACAAAUGUGAUAUGAAUGAAAAAAGACAAGUGUCCAAGGAAAAAGGGGAGAAGUUAGCAAUUGAUUAUGGAAUCAAAUUUUUGGAGACGAGUGCGAAAUCCAGCAUAAAUGUGGAAGAGGCAUUUUUCACACUUGCACGGGACAUUAUGACAAAGCUCAACAGAAAAAUGAAUGACAACAGUUCAUCAGGGGCAGGUGGGCCAGUAAAAAUAACAGAAAAUCGAUCUAAGAAGAGCAGCUUCUUUCGAUGCACGCUACUUUGAUGAACUUCUAAUGAUAGACUGCAGCACACUUAGAACCUUUUCUGCUUCUUUGAAAGCACAGGGUCACAAAGCCUCAGAAAUAAUACCACCAAGCUGCUGCUGAGAGCUCCAUUGAACGUAGACUGCGAUACACAAAAUACCAAGUGGAUUUUGCUCACUAAGCCUAUUGACCUGUCAGGCUCUUCUUUCUCAGAUAUGGAAGCUAUGAAGUGGAGACACAAAUGCAAGAGUUAACCUGUUUUCUUUUUUACUUUCUGUUUUAUUGCCUGUUGCAAAAGCUGCUAUGUUUCUUUUAACUUUGCACAUCCAUAUUGGCCUCUUACUGCCUGUUACAGCACAAUCUUACAUUUGUAUUUGCACAGUUUGACUUGUAAGAUUCUUAACAGAUUUGUGCAGGUUUUUCUCUUUUUAAACAAAUUUAUUUUCAAGCAGUAGAGCCAGGGGUAAAAUUAUCUCACUUCCAUUAUUUCCUAUGCUGUAUACCUGUGGCCAUGACUGCAGUAUGGAUGUCAACACUCUAGUAAUUAGAAUUACCAGAACAAUUGGCAUUUAACAGUUUGUAUGCAUUUUGUCUUAGAUGCACAAAUCUGUUCAUGCAGAAGCGAUGACAUUCUAUUUUGAAUGUAGUAUGUUGCUUUUCUUUCUUUACCAGACUUAGCAAAGUUGUGUUCUGAAUUGCCAGUCACUGUUUGAUUCACAGAUGCACCUUUCAGUUAUUUGAAUAAACACAGUGUCUUUCCUCACUUAGCUUCCCUUUGUUAGCUCAAACCAUCUGCACCUUUUUUGUUUUUGAUGAGGAAGUGCACUCUGGAGCUGAAAUCAUGGUCACUAAUUAGCCUCAUCACUAUCACUUAAGUGGCUUGUGGAAGCUGAAUGCAUGAGUUUUGAGUAACCUCUGUGGAUUCAUUUGUUCAGAAAUGACUGCUUCUAAAGGUGACUUCCAUUUCUACUGUAAUUCUAAGCAUAGUUCGUUAAUGUGUGUGAGCAUCAACCCUUGAUGCGGUGUCCAAAAACUAGCUUCCUGUGCAGUUACUAGAGUAUAUCAAGUUGUGGCACUAAGGAAAUGGUCACAUUAGGGCUGUAAUGUACUCUUAGUUGUGCAGUUAAUGGUGAAUGUGUGAAGCCCUCCUUGGUCUGCUCAAGCAGUUAUUUUUCUCAUCAAAAACUGGUACAGUGACCUAGACUGUUAGAGGCAGAGUUCAAACAUAGUUGCCUUUUUUUACUCAACUGAGCAUUGUAUAACCUAGUCUUUGUUCUACUACUUUUUUAUUGUCUUCUGAAAAAAAUUCCUCAAUGAGCAAUUAAAACAGGUGCUUUAGUUCUGUUGAUGUGCCAAACUUGGACCAUUGUAAGCUUUAACUACAAGUUUGUGUCCAGCAUGUUUGUUACUAGGGGAUAGGUGCAUUCUGUCGUUGUCUAAGUUCAUGUCUGAUGUGCUUGCUUUUGCUUCACUUACAUGGUCUGGGGUUGUAAACAGUGAGCUGGUUGUUAGCACAGAUAACUGCUUCCUUUUGUGGUGUCAGGUACUGAACUUGUCAUCUCUGGGUCUGUUGUAAAUAUCUUGAAAGUGAAAUGGCCAAUAGCGUUAAGACUUAAAGACUUUUGAUUUUAAAAGGUUUACUAUUAGUAGCUGGUUCCAUAAAGUUUUAAGUGGUUAUCGACCUGUCCCCGCGUGUGGUUUAAUAGAAAUAGUUAUUGUAACUAGGUGGUGAAUCUCAUAAACUGCUGUUGCUGCACUAAACCAGAAAGAUAUUCAUGGCAACAAGGUUCAGUGAAAAAACAAAGCAACCCUAACUGCUGUGUUGUCUACCCUUGAUGUUUUUCUUGGACGGGCUAAAGCAGUUAUGUUUUCUGUAUGGUUAAAAAAGUGCUUCUAUACAGAAAGUGUUGUGACACCAAUUAUGAAUGUUGUUUAUUUUCAGUAAUUUACCUCUGACUUAUUUGGUGUCGUAAUACUUUGAUUUUUAUCUCAGGGGUUGUCUGCAAACCAAAACUGACAUGUUCUGUGUUUGGCACCGUUUACAGAAUGCUUUGUAUUGUUUUUCCUGUCUUCGCUGUGUGGUUAAAAUGUUCAUUCAAUAUUAGUCUCCAUGAACUUCCCUUUGAAAGAGCCUGUAAGUAGUAGAGUCUAUGAAAUGCUUCUUGAAGCAGCAGCGAAUUGGGGUAUCUGCUUUGUUGGGGGGGGGGUGGGGGGGUGGGAGUGGGGAGAAAAAAACCUUGCUAUUUUCUUACAUUUAGCUGUGCUAAACUGUACAUAAAUGUGAGGUAAGACCAUAGGAAACUCACUUUAUGCAUGAUAAAAUAAUGCAGUAAAUAUUUCACGUUGCUUAAUGUUCAUGUAAAGUUCAUCUUUUUCUAUUUGUAGAAGAAUUUAAUGCAAUUUUGUUGUCCCCUGCUGAAACUGAAGAAUUCUAAUUUCAUGUGGUCUUAUGGAUAAGAAACUGCCAUUAACCUUUCAGGAAAGGCAGACGUUUUGUGGUGGAUUUCGCUAAAACAAAACUGCUGCUUGUGCUAUGGAGUUGUAGGCACUCUUUCCUCCGCCCCAUGUCUGUGCACUAUUACCUUGACCAGUGUUUUUCUAAAUGGUUUAAGGGAAAAAAAAAAAAAAAAAAGAGAAAAAUCACCAAACCAACUCCAAACUGCUCUCAGUGCUCUGCAGUUCUAGCUUUCAGUCUACGCUCAGCAAAAUGUGCACAAGGAGGUUUUGUUGAGCGUGUACAGAAUACCCGAUUUACUUACUGCCUGGAAGUUCUAUUAUUGCUAAAGCUUAAACCACUCGCGAAACUUAACGCACUCACUUUUCUACUGGGGGGACAGUCUUAAAAUGCUCAUUGACUUUUCAGACCUGUAGUUCUUUUUACAGAAAUUAUUUCUUAUCGUAAGUACCUUUCCCGUACUAGUCUGCUGAAGUCAAGUGAAUUAAGUUGAUCAUUCUCACAAGUGAAUAAAGGAGUCUUCAGUAUACAUAUCACGUUAAAAUAUUGUGAAUGGAUAAUGAUUUGAAAGUACAUGAAUAAUGUGUAAAAUGCAUAAAUGUGUUAUUUGUGAAAAUGCAUCUGUUAUUUGGUUACCUGUUAAUGUAACUGAAAUUUUGCAAUGUUAACCUUAAGGAUUGGUCUGUAGGUGAUAAUAGGUCUUUUUUCUCCUCCAUUCACUGAACUGCUUAUGUCAUUUUCAUUCUUACAAAUAAAACUUGUAUUUCUUUCUUCCAUAAAAGCAGGUUUUCCAUUGAUUUGAUUUUUCUUGUUUCUGGUGAAUUUAACUGUUUUAGUGCAUUCCUAUGGCCUUACGGACGUUUUUGCAAAUAAAACUUCAAUUACAGUUAUUUUAAUGCUAUAUAGCUACUAAAUUCAGAAUAAAAACUAUAGUCCUUGACAAAAUGCUUAAUUUUGAAAUAGAAGUGUUCUACUCUGUAUGUUCAAACACAUUUUAUCUCUGAUAUAAAGGUGUAAUGUGAAAAGCUCCUGCGGAUAAAAGUGAACUUGUCAUGUGGUUAACUUGUAAACCUGAUCAGUAAUUGUGUAUUGAUGUGUAUAGACAAAAAACCAAACCCAACCCCUAAGAAAACCCCAAACCUUCACACUCCAGUGGUUUUAUUAUUCUAUGUGAACUUUUUUACAACAAUGUGUGUCUCAAAUAAAAGUUACAUAAUGAAAAGUA